Molecule: messenger RNA, 3701 nt
Organism: Gymnodraco acuticeps
Lineage: Eukaryota; Metazoa; Chordata; Actinopteri; Perciformes; Bathydraconidae
Product: NLR family CARD domain-containing protein 3-like
Exons: 15
Coding region: 217-3447 (1076 amino acids)
Molecular function (GO): protein binding
Source: RefSeq, a predicted model, not a curated record
CUAAAGAGUUGAAUCCUCCAUACUUCAAGUAAUGAACAUGGACCCUCAGACACAAAACAGAGAGCAGAGUCUCCAGUCCCCAGCUGUCUGUCUCUGAAGAGUGACUGGUCUAAAGAUAUACCUCUAAACUUCAGUAAUGAACCUGGACCCUCAGACACAAAACAGAGAGCAGAGUCUCCAGUCCCCAGCUGUCUGUCUCUGAAGAGUGACCGGUCUAUGUGGGAGCCUAUACACUUCAGUAAUGAACCUGGACCCUCAGACACAAAUGUUACUGGUGUAUCUCUCAGACUGGAGAAGAUGAGUGGUUUAAAAGAUGAGGAAGAGGACACAUCUUCAGUCUCCAGCUGUCUGUCUCUGAAGAGUGACUGGUCUAAAGACAGACCUCUAAACUUCAGUAAUGAACCUGGACCCUCAGACACAAAACAGAGAGCAGAGUCUCCAGUCCCCAGCUGUCUGUCUCUGAAGAGUGACUGGUCUAAUCAUCCACCGCUAAACUUCAGUAAUGAACCUGGACCCUCAGACACAAAACAGAGAGCAGAGUCUCCAGUCCCCAGCUGUCUGUCUCUGAAGAGUGACUGGUCUAAUCAUCCACCUCUAAACUUCAGUAAUGAACCUGGACCCUCAGACAUAAAACAGAGAGCAGAGUCUCCAGUCCCCAGCUGUCUGUCUCUGAAGAGUGACUGGUCUAAUCAUCCACCUCUAAACUUCAGUAAUGAACCUGGACCCUCAGACAUAAAACAGAGAGCAGAGUUUCCAGUCCCCAGCUGUCUGUCUCUGAAGAGUGACCUGUCUAAAGAGGAAAAUCCAUACUUCAGUAAUGAACCUGGACCCUCAGACACAAAAGGGAAGAGGAAGAGUGGUGUUCCUGUGGAGGAGCAGCUGUCCAGCUGUGCUCUGUGUCAGGACGUCCUGAAGGAUCCAAUCUCUACCAGCUGUGGACACUGGUUCUGCAGACAGUGCAUCACCUCAUACUGGGAGCAGAGACCUCCAUCAGGAGACCCCUCCUGUCCCCAGUGUGGAGAAAGACCCAGAACCAGAGCUGGACUGCAGACAGCCAGCCAGACCAGAACUGUACGAGCAGAACGUGGUCUGCAGGAGGUUCUAGAUGAACAUAGGCUCAGUCUGAGGAGGAGAUGUGAACGUGUGACUGAAGGAACUGGUCAAAGUGAAACCCUCCUCAACAGCAUCUUCACUGAGCUCUACAUCACACAAGGCCAGAGUGAAGAGGUUAAUACCCAACAUGAGGUGAGGCAGCUGGAGACAGCUUCCAAGAAGAAGCCCCUCCAGGACACUCCAAUCAAGUGCCAGGACAUCUUUAAAGCCUUACCGGACCAACAGACUCCCAUCAGAGCGGUCCUGACCAACGGAGUCGCUGGAGUUGGAAAAACCUUCUCAGUGCAGAAGUUCACUCUGGACUGGGCUGAGGGUUUGGGAAACCAAGAUGUCAGUCUGGUGAUCCCGCUCUCCUUCAGGGAGCUGAACCUGGUCAAAGGAGAGCAGUACAGUCUUCUCAGGCUGCUCCAUGUUUUCCAUCCAACCUUACAGGAGGUCACAGCAGAGCAGCUGGCUGUCUGUAAAGUGCUGCUCAUCUUUGACGGCCUGGAUGAAAGCAGACUUUCUCUGGACUUCAGAAACAGUGAGGUUGUGUCUGAUGUCUCUCAGCAGUCCUCAGUCAACGUGCUGCUGACAAACCUCAUCAGGGGGAAGCUGCUUCCCUCGGCUCUCGUCUGGAUAACUUCCAGACCUGCAGCGGCCAAUCAGAUCCCUCCUGAGUGUGUGGACAGGGUAACAGAAGUACGAGGCUUCACUGACGCCCAGAAGGAGGAGUACUUCAGGAGGAGAUCGAGUGAUGAAGACCUGUCCAGCAGAAUCAUCUCUCACAUCAAGAGCUCCAGGAGCCUCCACAUCAUGUGUCUGAUCCCAGUCUUCUGCUGGAUCACUGCUGCAGUUCUGGACCACAUGUUGACUACAGACCAGAGAGGAGAGCUGCCCCAGACCCUCACUGGCAUGUACUCACACUUCCUGCUGGUCCAGACCAAGAGGAAGAAGCAGAAGUAUGAAGAGGGACAUGAGACGAGUCCACAGCAGCUGACGGAGGCUGACAGGGAGGUUCUUCUGAAGCUGGGGAGGCUGGCGUUUGAACAUCUGGAGAAAGGACACAUCAUGUUCUACCAAGAAGACCUGCAGCGCUGUGGUCUUGAUGUCACUGAGGCCUUGGUGCACUCAGGAGUUUGUACAGAGAUCUUCAAAAGAGAGAGUGUGAUCUUCCAGAAAACAGUCUACUGCUUUGUUCAUCUGAGCAUUCAGGAGUUUCUGGCUGCAGUCUACUUGUUGCACUGUUACACCAACAGAGACACAGAGGUACUGAAGGACUUCCUGCAGGGAGACUUUAACAACAACAGAGAUCAGGAUUACCCAUCCCUGGAUGUCUUCCUGAAGGGAGCCAUGCAGAAAUCCGUCUGGAGUGAAAAUGGCCACCUGGACCUGUUUGUCCGCUUUCUCCACGGCCUCUCUCUGGAGUCCAACCAGAGUCUGUUAGGAGGCCUGCUGGGUCGCACAGACAACAGACCAGAAACCAUCCAGAGAGCCAUCAGCAACCUGAAGGAGAUGAGCAGUUAUAAAAUGUCUCCCGACAGGAUGAUCAACAUCUUCCACUGUCUGACAGAGAUGAAAGACCUCUCAGUACAUCAGGAGAUCACAGAGUUCCUGAAGUCAGAGAACAGAUCAGAGGAGAGACUCUCUGAGAUCCACUGCUCUGCUCUGGCCUACAUGCUGCAGAUGUCAGAGGAGGUUCUGGAUGAGUUUGACCUGGAGAAGUACAAAACAUCAUUGGAUGGACGACAUAGACUGCUUCCAGCUGUGAGGAACUGCAGGAAGGCCAAACUUACUGGCUGUGACCUCUCAGCAACUCACUGGGAAGUCGUGGCCUCAGCUCUGAAGUCUGACCCCUCCCAUCUGAGAGAUCUGGACCUGGGUGAGAACCCUCUGCAGGAUUCAGGAGUGAAGCGUCUGAGUUCUGGACUAAAGAGUCCAAACUGCAGACUGGAGGCUCUCAGACUGAGGUGGUGCAGUUUGUCAGAGAUCAGCUGUUCUGCUCUGAUCUCAGCUCUGAAGUCCAACAUCCAUCUGAGACAUCUGGACCUGAGUGAGAGCGCUCUGCAGGAUUCAGGAGUGGAGCUGCUGAGAGAUCUUCUGGAGAGUCCAGACUGCAGACUGGAGACUCUCAGACUGAGGGGCUGCAGGUUGUCAGAGAUCAGCUGUUCUGCUCUGAUCUCAGCUCUGAAGUCCAACCUCCAUCUGAAAGAUCUGGACCUGAGUCGGAACAACGCUCUGCAGGACUCAGAUGUGAAGCUGCUGAGAGAUCUUCUGGAGAGUCCAGACUGCAGACUGGAGACCCUCAGGAUCAGAAGAGAUGAGACGAUCAGAGCCACGAUCCAGAAGACCUGAACUCCCAUCCCCCGAGUCCUGCGGCAGGAAGCGCUCCUUCUCUCCAAGAACUCCUGGACCCUGCAAGCUGGUCCAGAACCAGAGUCCCAGUGAGGAGUCCAGCCAGUCGACCUCUCAGAGUUCAACUAAACUACAACAUUAUUAAAGAUCAUGUUUAAAGUUAAAAAAGGAUGCUUUCAGACUGAAUCCAGAAGCUUCUCCAGCUGCAGUCAAAGCAGAUCAUUUGAGGAAUAUAUAAAACAAUUAUAAAACUG